Messenger RNA from Rosa chinensis, 3648 nucleotides. Its product is annotated as protein CHROMATIN REMODELING 35-like. Gene Ontology annotation, biological process: gene silencing by siRNA-directed DNA methylation. Lineage: Eukaryota; Viridiplantae; Streptophyta; Magnoliopsida; Rosales; Rosaceae. The transcript has 8 exons. The record is from RefSeq and is a predicted model, not a curated record. Bases 298 to 3342 code for a protein of 1014 amino acids. Gene Ontology annotation, molecular function: ATP-dependent chromatin remodeler activity; ATP binding.
AGCUACCCUUCACCAUUUGCUCUCUUCCUUCCCACCCCAUUUUCUUCAUCACUAUUUCAUGCCCCCCAGCUCUGUUCCACCCACCCCCCCCCUACUUUCACAGCUUUAAAGGUACCCACCAAAUGGAGCUUUAGAAAUUUCGGUUUAGGCUGUGUGCUGGUGAGUCUCUAAGUCUCUUCCAACUUUAUGUGGCAAUUCUAAGAUUCAAGUAAACUCGGGGAGGUCAAAAAGGAAAUAGAGGCUUUUCUUUUUUGAAAUUACCAUUAUUGAACAAGGACACAUCCUACACCUUCAAUUAUGUCCAACGGUGUGCCAAAAAAACGAAAUCACUCAAAUUUUAUGGCACUAGCACAACCUGUCAUUGACCUUAGUUCCAAUGGUGAAGACAAUGGUAGGAGGAGGUCAUCGAAUGUGCAUCAGAAAAUAAAGCUGGAACCUCCUCCGGAACACCAUCAACAGGUCAUGGAUAUGGAGGUUCAGUAUCCAAACAAUCUUACAGCACUAGCACCUCCUGCCAUCGUCCUUAGUUCUGAUGACGAAGACAAUGGAAGUAGGGAGCCACUUCAUCUGUAUCCGAAGAUUGUAUUGGAGCCUCCUCCUCCUACAGAACAUGAUCAACGUGUCAUUGAUAUGGAAACUAAAUCUUCAAACAAUAUUGCAGCAGUAGGACCAUCUGUGGUUUUCCUUAGUUCCGAUGAUGAAGACGAUGAGAGUAGGAUGAUAUUUCAUGAGAAGGUUGUCUUGGAGCCUGUUGAUAGACUUCUAAAGAAGAGCUCUAUGGAUAGUGUAGAGAUGAAUGCUCAAAGAAAAGAGUUGGAAACUAUACCUGGAUUGAAUAUGGGGAUGCAUAAAGACAUAAAGGACGGUGUACAGAGCACGGAUCAUAUCUGGAAAGAUGUAGAUGUUGGUGCAGCAGAAGAUGUGGCUGGUCUAGAACUCAUUGAUUGUCACGGGCAUGAUAUUCUGGUUCAGGAUUGUUUAGCAAGCAAAGAUCACCUAGAAGAGUUGAAAACAUUGGCCGAAAAAGAUGUAGAUAUUGAUGGAGACAGAACUUCUGAAAAGGAGUUCAGUGAUCAAAGUAAUUCUGAAAGUAUAGAAGAUAUACAAAGCAUAGCUCCAAGCACAGAGGUCGGAACUCUAGUUCAUGAAAAUGAUAUGGUGGUUGGGGAAGGUAAUGUGGAAGAUGAUAUGAAGGAUAGUGGUAAAAUCAAUGUUGAGGAAGAUGAUAGACAUGACACAGAGGAAGAUGAUGAAAACAAUAUCAAGGAAGAUGAUCUGAGUGAUAUUGAGGAAGAUGAUGUAAAUGAUAAUGAGGAAGAUGAUGCAAAUGAUAUUGAGGGAGAGGAUCUAACAGAUGCAUGGAACGAGAUGACAAUGGCAUUACAAUGUGCCAAGGAUAUUGCUGUCGGUCCUUCAGCUGAUGAUCCAUCUAGUGAAUGUGGGGAAGAAUGUGAUCACUACUUCAUCCUGAAGGAUGAUCUUGGGUUAGUGUGUCGUAUUUGUGGAGUUAUUCAGAAGGGGAUUGAUACCAUAUUUGAGUUCCAGUAUAAUAAGGGAAAAAGGAGUACACGCACUUAUGUGCAAGAACCGCGGGAUGCCAACAACACAGAGCCAACUGAGAGUUCCUCACUUGGAAUCAAGCUUACUACUGGGCGUGAUUUAAUGGAAACAGAAUUUUCUGCUCAUCCAAGUCAUAGAAAGCACAUGAAACCACAUCAAGUAGAGGGGUUUAAUUUUCUUUGUAGCAAUUUGUUGGGAGACAACCCAGGUGGUUGCAUUCUUGCUCAUGCCCCUGGUUCAGGAAAGACUUUUCUGAUUAUAAGUUUUGUCCAGAGUUACUUAGCCAGGUUUCCCGAUGCUAGACCACUUGUUGUUCUACCUAAAACCAUUUUGGAUACAUGGAAGAAAGAGUUCCGGAUAUGGCAAGUUGAGGACAUUCCUUUGCAUGAUUUCUAUACUUCCAAGGCAGACAAGCGGUCUCAACAGUUGAAUGUAUUAAAACAAUGGGUAGAGCAGAAGAGCAUCCUUUUCUUAGGGUAUCAACAGUUCUCUACUAUAAUGUGCGACAUUGGCAGUAGCAAGACAUCGGAUAAAUGCCGAGAAAUUCUGCAGAAGUCCCCUAGUCUUCUCAUAUUGGAUGAAGGUCACACACCAAGGAAUGAUGAAACUAAUCAGUUUCAAGCUCUUGUAAGAGUACAGACCCCACUGAAAGUAGUUCUCUCAGGAACACUCUAUCAAAACCAUGUCAAAGAAGUCUUCACUCUCUUAGAUCUUGUUCGUCCAAAGUUUCUGAAAUUGGACACUUCCCGGGAGAUUGUGAAGCGGAUCAUGAGCAUAGUACGGAUAUCGGGUGUGAGGAAACAAUUAAAAGGUGGAGGAGAUUCAGCUUUUUUCGACCUAGUAGAGCAUACCCUCAAGAAAGAUGAAGACUUUAAGAGGAAGGUAGCCAUUGUACAAGAUCUUCGAGAAAUGACCAGGAAGGUGCUCCAUUAUUAUAAAGGUGACUUUUUAGAUGAACUUCCUGGGCUUGUUGAGUUCACACUACUACUCGGCCUCACUUCAAGACAGAAAGCUGAAUUUGAAAAAUUGAAGGGAUUGGACAAGUUAAGGAGAAUGCCUGUUGGGAGCCUUGUCUCUAUGCAUCCAGAGUUGAGAUAUCUUUCAGAAAAAAAUCCAUCAACUGAGAAGGGCUGCACAGUUGAUAAUAAGACCAUGGAUCGAUUCUUAGAAAAGUUAAAUUUCAGAGAUGGAGUAAAAGCUAAAUUCUUUCUUAAUAUGCUUGCGUUGUGUGAAUCAAAUGAUGAGAAGCUACUGGUUUUCAGCCAAUAUCUCCUGCCCCUGAAACUUAUGGAGAGAUUAGCUGUGAAGGAAAUGGGUUGGAGUCUCAACAAGGAGAUUUUUGUGUUAACCGGUGAUACAAACUCUAAGCAAAAAGAAUGGUCUAUGGAACUCUUUAACACCUCACCGGAUGCUAAAGUGUUAUUUGGUUCCAUUAGAGCUUGUGGGGAAGGUAUCUCGCUUGUGGGAGCUUCUCGUGUCCUUAUUAUGGAAGUCCAGCUCAACCCUUCAGUGACUCGGCAAGCAAUCGGACGUGCAUUUCGACCAGGUCAGAAGAAGAAAGUGCACGUCUAUAGAUUGGUUGCUGCUGACUCACCAGAGGAGGAUGACCACGUGCUCUCUUAUACCAAGGAGAUGAUAUCAAAGAUAUGGUUCGAGUGGACUGAGAGCUGUGGACAUCAAGGCUACUCUGGUAUGAAGACUGUAGAUCUAAAUGACUCUGGUGAUAUGUUCUUGGAAAGUCAGUUGUUGAAGGAAGAUAUAAAGGUUUUGCAGAAAAGGUAAAACAUCAAGGACUCUAGGAACAUCUAUAUAAUCUCACCCAUUGCUUCAUGACUUUCAAAGCUUCAAGGACACCGGCAUUCUCAGUGUAGGUAGUCCAUUUUGAAACAUGCAUAUAUGCUGGUAGUAGAUAUGCAACUGCUGAGGAGUUUCCUUCUUUUUGUAUUUAUAUAUGCAGACUGCAAUGCCAAUUGUUAAUGUACAUAUGGGUUUAGAAAUUUAUCAGAUUCAGGUGCUGAUAGAGCUUAUAAUCUCUUUGUGACAUUUACCUGAAGGGGAAAAGAAUUCAGAAAGAGCAAGGGUUGACAA